Molecule: messenger RNA, 1083 nt
Organism: Nicotiana attenuata
Lineage: Eukaryota; Viridiplantae; Streptophyta; Magnoliopsida; Solanales; Solanaceae
Product: aquaporin TIP2-1-like
Exons: 3
Coding region: 109-855 (248 amino acids)
Biological process (GO): water transport; transmembrane transport
Cellular component (GO): membrane
Molecular function (GO): water channel activity
Source: RefSeq, a predicted model, not a curated record
AAAGGCUUCUUAGUCUCAUCCCAAAGCAAUUUUCUCUCUACUCUAUUCUUCUCAUCCCUUCUUCUUUAGCUUCUAAUUAGAAGUAAUUAAAUCAUUUUAAUUGUGAAAAUGCCUGGCAUAGCUUUUGGACGUAUAGAUGAUUCAUUUAGCGUUGGGUCUCUUAAGGCCUAUCUUGCUGAAUUCAUCUCCACCUUGCUCUUUGUCUUCGCCGGAGUUGGUUCUGCCAUUGCUUACAACAAGUUGACAGCAGAUGCAGCUCUAGAUCCGGCUGGGCUAGUAGCUGUUGCAGUUUGCCAUGGAUUUGCUCUAUUUGUGGCCGUUGCCGUUGGCGCUAACAUUUCCGGUGGACAUGUUAACCCAGCUGUUACCUUCGGAUUGGCUCUCGGCGGUCAAAUUACAAUUCUUACUGGCCUCUUUUACACCAUUGCUCAGCUUUUGGGUUCCAUUGUAGCUUGCUUGCUCCUCAAAGUUGUCACCGGUGGAUUGGCGGUUCCAACUCACAAUGUGGCAGCUGGAGUGGGAGCUCUUGAAGGAGUUGUUAUGGAAAUUAUUAUCACUUUUGCUUUGGUAUACACAGUAUAUGCAACAGCAGCUGACCCAAAGAAGGGUUCAUUGGGUACCAUUGCACCCAUUGCCAUUGGUUUCAUUGUUGGUGCCAACAUUUUAGCCGCCGGCCCAUUCUCCGGUGGUUCAAUGAACCCGGCCCGUUCAUUUGGGCCUGCUGUGGCCAGUGGAGACUUCACUAACAACUGGAUUUACUGGGCUGGGCCUCUUGUUGGUGGUGGAUUGGCUGGUCUUACUUACAGCAACGUUUUCAUGCAACACGAGCACGCACCUCUCUCCAGUGAUUUCUAAGUAAAAAAUUGUUUUGAGUUUGAUUUUGUACAAUAAAAAGGAAGAAAAAAGCAACAUUAAUUUUGCUCUUUCUUUCUUUUUGUUUGUUUGUUUGUUUUCCACUUUAUCCUUUGUUGUUUGCUUUCCCUUUCUAGCUUUUGGGUUUGCAGCUGUACAUUCAUCUCUGGUCCAAUGUUAAUGUUUAAGUGGUGUUCGAAUUUCGUGAAAUCGCAAUCAUUUAUUGUUAUA